Molecule: messenger RNA, 1023 nt
Organism: Plasmodium vinckei vinckei
Lineage: Eukaryota; Apicomplexa; Aconoidasida; Haemosporida; Plasmodiidae
Product: endonuclease III homologue, putative
Exons: 1
Coding region: 1-1023 (340 amino acids)
Biological process (GO): base-excision repair, AP site formation; base-excision repair; nucleotide-excision repair
Cellular component (GO): nucleus
Molecular function (GO): 4 iron, 4 sulfur cluster binding; oxidized pyrimidine nucleobase lesion DNA N-glycosylase activity; DNA-(apurinic or apyrimidinic site) endonuclease activity
Source: RefSeq, a predicted model, not a curated record
AUGGACAAAUCGUCAAAAUACUUCACCCCAAAUAGAGUAAAGAAAAUACAAAUAAAAUAUGAAGACUCGCCAAAUAACCAAUAUAACAAUAUAAUAAAAAAUGACAAUGAUAUACUAAAUAGUCAAUAUAAAACGGAUUGCCUGAACAGUGAAAUUAAAAAAGAGCAAUAUGACAAUAUAGAAGAAGAGGGAACAAAUCAUAAAAUAAAUGGCCCGAAAAAAUCGGAUAGAACAAAAAGAAAAGCAAUAAAAAGUGAACAAAAUGAUGAAACUAUUAAAAACUUAAAAAAUGAAAAUGAUAUAGAAACGAAAAAAAAAAUAUUCACGAUAGUAUAUAAUAAAAUAAAAGAAAUGAGACAAAAUAUCGAUGCCCCAGUUGAUAAAUAUGGGUGUCAUAUGCUAAGCGAAAAAACUGAUGAUUUAAAAACAUUUCGAUUUCAAACUUUAAUUUCAUGUUUAUUAUCAUCACGAACAAAAGAUGAAGUAACCGCUAUGGUAAUGGAGAGACUAAAAAAACAUGGACUAACUGUUGAAAACAUAUUAAACACUCCUGAAGAAGAAUUAAAAAAAUUGAUAUAUGGAAUAGGAUUUUAUAAUGUUAAAUCAAAACAAAUUAUUCAAAUUUGUAAAAUUUUAAAAGAAAAAUAUAAUUCAGAUAUACCACAUAGUUAUGAAGAAUUAAUGAAAUUACCAGGUAUUGGAGAAAAAGUUUCACAACUUAUUUUACAAACAGCUUUAAAUAAACAUGAAGGAAUAGCUGUUGAUAUACACGUGCAUAGAAUAUCUAAUCGUUUAAACUGGGUUUAUACAAAAAAUGAAUCAGAGACACAAAUUAAAUUAAAAAGUUUUGUGGAUAAAGAACUUUGGUCAGAAAUAAAUCAUUUACUAGUUGGGUUUGGGCAAGUAAUUUGCAAAGGAAAAAAACCAUUGUGUGAAAAAUGCACAAUUACAGAUUAUUGCCAAUAUUACAAUGAUAAUUUUGUCACGAAAAAGAAACAGAAAAAGGAAGAUCACAGUGAAUAG